This is a messenger RNA of Acanthosepion pharaonis, 855 nucleotides long. The record is from the annotation of a GenBank genome assembly. Lineage: Eukaryota; Metazoa; Mollusca; Cephalopoda; Sepiida; Sepiidae.
AUGCUGAGGAUUGAACUCACUACCCUAGCGAAUGGUCUCUACUGCUGUUACUCCUUCGGAUGUGGAUGGGGGUUGGCGUCGCAAGUAUCUCUCCCUCAACUUUACAAACAUCAGUUUCCCGUUGCUCUUACUCUCCUCUUUCCUCUCCUCCUCCUUACUCUCCACCUAUUUGCCGUUCUCUUUUACCCCCGUCUUUUUGUCUUUCAUUUCUUUUCCCUUUUCUUCAUCUUCUUUCCCCCCGGUACCUACGCCACCAACUGCACCACCGCCCCUGUUAUUACCACUGUCGUUGACGUCGUCUCUGUCGUGUUCUACUUUUUCUUUUCCUUUUUUUUUUUCCUCUCCCCACCCUUUUUUUUUUUUUCUCUUUUCGACGUUCACCUUUACUAUAUCGGAGCUGUUGUCCUAUUGCGAAGCGAGUCUUUCUCGUUUUUCUACUACGCGAACCCUUCCGGGGAUUUGGAGAAAUAUGACAUGGAAUCAAAGAUAUCGUUAGAAACGGUAUCCAGCGACACUCUAACCAGCAGCUGCGACCUCUCAAAAGAAGAAAAUCACCAUGUAUGUACACAAGAUUUUUUUUUCAUCUAUCUAUCAGGUGGGAAAAGACAAAAAAUGGGGUUGGGGUUGAAGUGUACAAAACUUACAAAAUCUAUCUAUCUAUCUAUCUAUCUAUCUAUCUAUCUAUCUAUCUAUCUAUCUCUUUCAAUCAUUCGUUCGGCCAUUCAUUCAUUUUAUCUAUCUAUCUAUCUAUCUAUCUCUUUCAAUCAUUCGUUCGGCCAUUCAUUCAUUUUAUCUAUCUAUCUAUUCAUCUAUCUAUCUAUCUAUCUAUCUAUCUAUCUAUCUAUACAUACAUAG